Messenger RNA from Toxoplasma gondii ME49, 9985 nucleotides. RefSeq names its product AP2 domain transcription factor AP2VI-2 (gene AP2VI2). Gene Ontology annotation, molecular function: DNA-binding transcription factor activity. The transcript is spliced from 3 exons. Gene Ontology annotation, biological process: regulation of DNA-templated transcription. The coding region runs from base 3107 to 8041 and encodes 1644 amino acids. The record is from RefSeq and is a predicted model, not a curated record. Lineage: Eukaryota; Apicomplexa; Conoidasida; Eucoccidiorida; Sarcocystidae.
UCGACCCGCAGUGAGAGGGUUUCACCUUUUUGUCUGGUUCUGCGUGUUCUCUCCAGUUUCCUGGCUUUUUAUUUUUUUCUCAACUUCGGCUGCCCCUAUUCUGCAGACCUUCCACUUCCGCGUUUCUGUUCGGAGCUGCCUUUCCGGACAUUGCCCUGUCCCUCGACAUUGAGGCCCCACGGAGAGUCUCGCUGCCUCUCCUCGAGGGUGAGCACGGUUCCGCGCCGGUGAGCUCCCGUCGUCUUCUGUCUCUUUUGUCUCUCUCUGGGGGGAUCAUGGAGCUUCUUCUCUCUCUUGUCGACCAGUUGUUUUUUUUCCAACGCAAACGCGUGCUUUCCAGUAUUUCGCAUGUAAAAAACCUGCAUCUGAAACUCUCCUCCCAGUUUCGUCGGUGCCGGGUGACAGCCCUCUACCUGGCUUUCCGCUCGUGGCAACCCAGUGACGGGGAUAUAGUGCACCCGGCAGGUGACUUGGGCAUGUCUCUACGGAGUUAGCGCAGUUGAAAGGGACUACCGUUCUCUUUCUCUCGUAUUCUUUUUCCUCCUUUACGCUCUUGACCUUUUCUCUUCAACUCGCAUGUGCGAGUGGUGACUCUGCAAGUUUGGCCGCGGAUCCUAGCUACCGUCGCGCAGCAGGUGCGUCCGUUUUGCCGUCGAGCUCUGUGUGACCUAACCCGUCUCUUAAGAGGCGGCACUCCUGGCGGGAGUGUGUAGCGACUCCAGCUCACUCUUGUCCAGAAGGAAGCUAGGAAUGCUCCACAAAACCACGAUUCUUUCUCGGUUGCUUCAUCUGCGCCCACAAACUCCCCUCUUCCCGCCUCGCAGACGCUACCUCGGGCGCGAAGCUCCCGACUCGUCAGUCUGUCGAAGAUCCGUGUUUCUCUUCUUCGUGCAAGAACUAAAAGGGCGGCUGCGCGUGUGGCUGCUCUGAACCUCUUGCGAGUUUCAGUUCGCGGACAUAUAAAGGAAAAGACCAGAGAAACAACGAAAUCCGUGCAGGGGGAGAAAGCGAAUGCACGCGCGCUCGGUUGGACCCACAAGCGCCAUCGCCUCGUCCUUUGUAAAACCGUGUCCUUCAGGGCGGGGUCUUCCCGGGUCGAGGAGAGGUCACCACUCGCAGUAUUUCUCUCGGUUUUCUGGAGAAAAGCGUGCGAAAAAGAGCUAACAGCACUGACUGGAGGAAGAAAGCUGCGAUUUGGAGCCCUCGUUUUCUGCUUCUACAGCUCCGACCUCUUCUGAUACAUGUGGGCUAUCGACUCUUGCGACAGAAGAACGAGGCUGCGAGUCCGCGCCCUCUUGCAUAUCUCUGGUCUACGCAGACGCGUUUCUUAGCGAGCUUUGAUGCACAAAUUUUCUGUGUCGACUGGAGAAAUUACCCCAGCUUCCUCGCUUCGCUGUAGAGAUUCGUAUUCCCCCCUGUUCACGCUUUUUGAAAAGCCUUCCCCGCCAAAAAAAGACCCCCGAUAUCGACGCGUCACGCAGGGGCGGCCUCCAGACAACGCAACACAGAUGCUCUUUUUUUCGCUGUGCUCUCUUGUGUUUAUUUUUCCUGCUUUCUCGCAAAGAACGAGUAGCACCACAAAGCUUGAGACGAGGUUGCUUUUCUGUCUUCUGGGACUUUUGACCCUCUGCGUGUGUGUGUCUGUCCGGCCCCCCUCGGUUUCGGUGCCAGCCACAGAAAGAUGCCGAUAAUCCCUGCACUUGCGUGCUGCCUUCGCGUUGCUCUCCCUCUUCUUCUGCCGCUUUCUGUAUCUCAGACAAACGUCCCUUUCCACCGAAGUGAAACGUCGCUCUUCAUUUCCUUCUUAGCGAUAUCGACCUUUUGACUACACCAAACGCGUCUGCGUUUUCUCCCCGGGUACUCCAAGUGCGCGGCGAAAGUAGGCGCCGAGGAGAGCAAACGAGGUGACAGACUUACUCUGAGAGUCGAACCGCGACAGUGUGUGUGUUUAAAAUGAACACGAAAAGGCGGUGUUUGUUUGUGUGAACGAAAGAAGCAUCGAGCUUCCGCCGGCACCAUUCAGAGGUCGCCACUACUCUCUCAGACACCCUGGCGGAAAGGAUCCCGCCUGCUUCCUCCGAGAGUCUGCGCGCCUGUGUGUCCGCAACUGAGGCUGUCAGACCGCUCUUUCGAUAUUUUUCGGUGAAAACCAGAUAGUCGCGGAUUCACGCCUUCGUAGAGAAGGCGAGACACUUUCUCCCGGCAGUGCAACGGAAUUUCUUUAACACGAGUUGCAAGCUUCCACAACACCGUCCGCGUCCUCUCUUUGCCGCGCCUGCCUCUCACUCCUCUAGCCUGGUCCUUGCGUCUGUCUCCCGCUUUUUCGGUCACGCCUUUCACCAAAGGUUCGGCGGACUGAGACAAGGAGACAAGUGGAAAAAGGGGAAAGGUUCACGGUUUUUCCAUUCCGUCAGUGUGUUUGUGUGCAAACGCGCAUGUGCGCCCUGCCCUCCGUCUCGUUUCUGAAAAAAAUACUCGAGCUGCCAGCCAAAAGGCUUCCCACCGUCCGCGUAGAAGACGCCGCGCUCUCCUGGGUCCGCGUGUGGACAUACACGUUGCACGAUGUCCAGGUUUCUCUCGAGAAGAUCGAGUAGAAUUUUCGUUUUCUAAAAACUCCGACUGCGUGGGUCUCUCCCCGGACGCCCAGAAAAGUUCAGCUUCCCUCUCAGCAUCUCCUGCGUUUUCGCGCUAGUGCACCCAGAGGCGCCGACCCCCGCGCUCGGCUUUCCGUGAUGGCCCAGAGGACAGGGAACACCCUAGACAAUGGUAAAACGUGUGCGGCGCGUUUGCUCGAGUUUUGAGGAAGCUAGUGUUUGUACUUGUUCGCGACUGCGAGCCGCAGAAAUCUGAGCCGACUUCCACGCACUCUCACCACGGUUUCUGCCGCAAUCCUGUCGUGGUGCAAGCACAUCUCGACGCUCGUUUUCCGGUUCCGGGGACUUGCCACAGUCUACGAAAACUGCGUUGCAGACCCGCGGGAGCGUUUGUGCGAAUGCGUUCUGCGGCUGAAGAACGUCUCUGUUCCUCUUCGCGUGCCUGUCUGCACAGUUGGUGAGUAUGGAAAGCGCGUUUACCUCGUGAGUCCGGAGAUAUUUUUCGUGCGAAAAUGCAGAAAACGCCACGUAGUCACCAAGGCGCGUCGAGGCUCGCUUGCCUGUCCGACCUGGAGGGCGCUCGCGACGACGCUGCUGCUCACUUGGACCUCUACGGGUAUACGAGGGGGGGCGGACGGAUUUCAGACAGCCAGUCCGUUUUGGAUGAAACCGUUUUCGAAAAAAACGAUUUCCCUGGCGAAAAAACCUCGCUGUCAGAAGAACUUCCCUGUCUGCUGACGAGUGGAAGGGGUGCUCCAAACGCAGCCGCAGAAGAACCUAAAACGCUAGCUCAAUCGGUUGCCCGAUGUCGGCGCAAGCAUUUCCGCGAUAUCUGGGAGGAUCUAAAAACGGAAAGUGCGCAUUGUUCUGUCGGAGGCGAAACGCCGAGACAAGAACGUCUGACCGCCAGCGACUCAGAAGAAGAAAGCACUCGGCACGUGACCGACAGAAAAAACAAAUGGGAUGGAACCAAGGUGCUUGACGGCAACGCCGGCACAGAAGUGCCAGCGUCCUCUGACCCCCAAAAUGGUCACUUGUCGCCGACUUGCCUCUCUCCGGUGUAUGUACGCCGAAAACACGCGGCACCGCGUGGAAGCGACAACAUUGUGGGCAAAUCGGAUUCGUUGUCCGUGCAAGUUCCUCCUGCUUCCCGUGCCUCUUCUUUGGAGCACGAAGCAGCGACAUUGACUGGUGAAGAAGUCGAAGAAAAAGCUAGAGAGUCACCGUCCAGACUCACUGGCGACUCGCGCCGCGCCGUGGGCGACCCGACGCGCGCUUGCCCGUCGCUUCGAGCACCACGGGAGAAGACCAGACAGAAGAACCAAGAUUUUGAUGCCGACAACAGCACAGUUAGAGGAACUGGGGACCAGAAAGGACUGCCCCCCAGCGACGCAGAGGAGGUCUGUAAGACCGCAGCAUGUCGGUCGUGCUCCCGACACACCCCAGUCGCCGACCCCGUCGGUCGGUUUUACCCCGGGGGUUCCCUCUCCAAGCAGCUGGAGGCGUUCGCCUCGACCAUCUCGACAGAUGCAAUCCAAAGUUCAACUGAAGCGGUUCCGAGACGGAGAGGCGACGGAUCUGCGGUCAGCCCAGAACAGUCGCGGUGCUGGUCGGCCGCAGCUACGCAGGCUCCCCGUAUCCAGGGCGUCUCGUCCAGCGGUGAGAGACAAGCGUGGAUGUGUUCGGACUCUUUACAGGGGACGAAGAGCGCAAGGAAGAAAAAGAAAACUCUCCUCUCCGCCGCGAAGGUCGGAUUCAGGGAGGCGCGAAGAGUCGCCCUUGGGGGUCACCGAGUCACCCAUUACUCAGGACAGACAGGCGGCGACGCCCAGGUCACCGCGACGAAGGAAGGCCUGGGCGUGGAAGACGAGCAGGUGGUGAUUUACGAAGACCAGGACGGAGACAGUGAACGACGCAACGACAUCCCUCUUGAAAACAAGGAGCACACUCGGGAGGAGCAAGGAGAAGACUGCUGUGGUGAAAAGUCUGAAGAAGAUCGAUGUGACUCGGAAGGACGACGCGCGUCGACUCUCGCUUCACGUCCAGUCGCUGGAGCGGCCGAGGAUGCAGGCGGUUCUCUCCCAGGUCACGCUGAGAAGCGUUCGCGAGAAGACUGCAUCGCGGACAGAGAGGCGCCUCCUUCUUCACACUUCUCGCCAGUUUCCUCGCCGGUACCUGCUCCUGCGUCCCCGUCCUGCUCCUCUCCCUCCCCACCCUCUCCGUUUUCAGAAAGCUCUUUCUCUUCGCUUCCUGAUAAGACUGCAGCGCAAGGCGUUCUUGCGUCGAGUGAACCUCCUUCUCCGCCCUCCCCUCCCGUCGGCUCUGAAGAGGGGAUCGAGUGGGAUGCCACGCAGAGAAAGUGGAUCUUCCACUUUGUCCGCGACGGCCAACCUGCCAAGAAAACGUUUUCUGUCGACAAGUACGGCUUCUCCACUGCAAGGCGCCUCGCGUUGAUGGCUAAACAAAUGAGCUUGAAGACAAAGGCGGACCGAAGAAGCGAAGAACUAUCCUCUCUCUGCCCUUCUCUCUCUUCGACCUCCCCAUCUUCUCCAGUCUCGUCUCCUGUGGUUUCACCUUUGGACUCUUCUGUCUGCCUUCAAGGGGCGAGGCCUCCUUCCAGAGGAGACAGCAAGUCGACUUUGCUGAGUGAACAGACACCUGAAGGUGCAGAAGGCGGCAAAGCUCCUCCUUCUGCUGUUCCAUCCCCGGGCGAGAGUCGAGCCAGCAAAGACCUGGAGCCUGGAAUUCAACCAGCGAGCGACGACCGCGACAGAGAAGCCGCGGAGAAGGAGCCUUCGGAGACAGGUGGCUCCGAGCUACAGGACGCACAAGCCAAGAAAGGCGUUGGCGAUUCGCAAGGGACUCAACUGUCCGGCAAACGGAGACGGGGUCGCCCCCCAAAGAAGAAGAAAGUUGUCGGGCCGCGCCAGCCGCGCCUCACAGCUCGCGUGUCUCCUCGUAGUGCAGCGCUCAGCAGACCUCAAACUCCGUACAUCCUCCGGAGAAGUCUGCGCGUGGAGAGUCGCAUCGCGGCGAAGGUUCAGAGAGAAGAAGCGUUUGAGGGAGAAGGAAGAGAGGAGAGAGAAGAAAGGUUUGAGAGGGACGCCCGAACGGAGACACUGGAGCCUAAAGCGGAUGCAGACGCGUUUUUCGGAGAGUCAACCAACCCGGGGUGUGCUGUCGAGAUCAAGCCUCGAAGGAACGUCAGGCGCUCUGAGAGCGAAAGAGACGCGAAGAGUCCGCCGGGUGUCUUUGGAGCUUUUUCAAGAUCCAGCAAACAGCCGCCCUUGGAGGCAGCGAAGAGCGAACUCCCCGACUGGGCGCGGUCGCCGUCGUCUCUGUCGUCGUCGCCGACUGGCGCGCUUUCGAGAGAUCACUCCCUGAGACCUGUUGCUUCUUCUGCUCCUCGAGGGUCGCUGCCUAAGAGAGAAGAAAUCUGUAAUCUUUCUCGAGCUACGGAAGAUUCAGGAAGGGUGAAUGCCAACGGAGAGAUGGACUCGCCGCCGCGUAGUGUCCCCCCUUCUCUCCUUUCCCCUCAGCCUCUCGCUUCGUCGCUCCUCCACCGAGAGGUCUCUGCUGAGUCUUCUUCUGCUGUGUCUUCGUUUUCCUCUGUGUCUUCGGGAAGGAGUGGCGUGGAACUGCCGGAGUGGGGGACGGCGCGGAAGUCGUCCCUUGUGAUUCGCGGGGGGUGCCUUGAAGCUGCUGAGGUGCCUUGUAGCGCAGAAGUAGACAUUUUCGGAGUAGGACUGCAUGCGACAACUGAGGAGCGCAUUCGGCAUCUGCGGCAAUGCUUGGAUGAGCUGAGGCAGCAGCAGGCGCUGCAUCUCCAGCGCAUCUCUGCGCUUCAGAAGACCACAAAGGAAGCGGAGAUCUUCGAUUGUUGUCGAACACAAGACACGCUUCCUCUCGACAGCCUGCCUCUCAAGAGACCCUUCGCCUCAGGCUGCAGGCCAGACGUCGAAGCGGCGAGAGACGCUUGCGAGACGGCGGCCGAGGUGGGCAAAUGCACGCGCGGGGAACUCCGGAUCAAAUCAGAGCUCCGGGUCGCCGGAGACAGUCGGAGAAGCGGCAGAGAUGUCCAGGAAGAGCGACAGAGAGAGCAAGGAGAGCAAGAGCGAGACGCGAAGGAGGCAGAGUUCCGGGAAGGCGCCUCCGUGAGUGUCUGUACCCUGCAAGUGAUUGCGGCAGUGCUUUCGGACUUUCUGAGGCUCUGCGGGUCUCCAAGUAGCAUGAAGCGGCUUGGACUGGGCGAUAGACAGAUCCAGUUCUGCCAACAGAGCAUUCCCCUUCUCCGCGACAGUCUCCUCUUUCUCCGCUCUGUACAGUCGACCAGCGACCCCGCUGUGGUCGCCUUCGCCUCGCUCUUCAGAGAAAUUCUUCUUCUCCUCCCGCGCUCGACCUCGGCCUCGCCUCUCGAGAUCUGCAGACAUCUCACGAAGCUCGUUCGCAGCCUCUCCAUCUGGCGCCGGGCCGUCACGGGAGAGCGCCGCGGAGACAGAGGAGACAACCAAUUCCACAUGCUCGAAGAAGGCGUCCAUGCCCGAGACGAAAGAAUGCAUGCAAGGGAGAAUCCAAUGCGUGCACGGGAAGAGCGCAUGCAUGCAGAAGAGGACCAACUGCACGCAGAAGGGAACCCACUGCAUGCGCAUGCAGAGGUCGCCGGCGAGGGCAUCCGCCGCCUCAAGGAGCGACAGAAGAGGGAGAACCAGUUGCCGUCUGCAAGUGCGUCUGAAGUUCUUCGUGCUCUCCAGCUUUGGCACAGUCGUGGCGAGGAGUUUCUGCCUCCUCACCAAAAACUGGCGAGAUGGAAUGACGCUCUCAGAGGCGACAGUUUCAAAUGCGCCGAGUCCUCGCCUUCGCCCCCGGCGUCCCUGCCUCAGCGCGACCGCGAGUCGGUGUUGGUACACGGCCGAGCCGAGUCGGGAGUGACCAGAGUGGCUGCGGUCCUUUCGAGGCUGAAGGAAGAAGCCUCCAUGACAGGCGCCGAUGACACGAAGGAGGCGCGACUGCUGCAGGCCGUGCGUCAGUUUGUAGCCUCGAAACAAGUCCCCCCUCAGACGCGCGAGGAGCAGCGAGAACUGAAACGCAUGCGUCGCGACCGCGAGGCAGAGAGCGAAAGGGGAACAGAUUCCGAGGAAGAACGAACGCAUGCUUCAGAUGUCGACGCAAGCUACGGCAGCGAGGAGAGCCGCGGACGGCGAGCGGUGCGAGAGGGCAGAGGGGAAAGAGCUGAAAUUCCAACGGGGGGCUUGAAUUCUGAGGAUGUUGCAUCUUGGCGGGAGAAGAUUCACACUCUGCAUUCGGCCGCGGCAGUCGGAGGUCUUCGCGGCAACGAGGCUCUGCAGCGUCUCUUCUCGUUGUGGGGGAAGUCUCACGGCGAUGCGUCUCCUUGGAGACAGUCUUUCGCUCCGGCCUCAACGCGGCGCUGUGUGUCUCCUCAGCUCUGAUCUGUUCACUUCUGCGCAUGUGGUGCAGCGACGCUUGUCUGGGCAUGCAAGCGCAUGCAUGCGCUGAGAGUUGCGGAUGGGUGGAAGGUUUGUUUGUGUUUGGAGUUUCUGUCUGAAGUUAAGGAUUCGCUGGAAUCCUCUGGGAGUCGCGAGUUUUCUGGGGAUGCGAGAGCAGUUGUGUCGCGAAAGAAUUGAAGGCGCGGCUCUGUCGCGACUGCACGUUGUCUUUUUCUGUUAUCUGGGCCGCGUACCGUACAUGCAGCGCACGAGGCGCAGCUGCUCUGCUGGUUCGUCGGGUGAAUGUGGGUCCCCAGAAAGUUUUGUUUUUCCUGUUGCGUUUCGAAUCAGCAGAGGAACGGAGGAACGCCUGCCGAUUCAGAGGCGUUCUGAAACGCAUGCUCUUCCGUUCACCCGUGCGGUGUCUGUACAGCUUGGGAGGGUCUAUGUGUGCAGCGACAUCGCACCUGGGAGAUUCUCCGUGCUUGUUUGAGAGCUGUUUUAUUGUUUUAUCGUUUUUCGGGUCUGCUUCGAAAGAGGAGAUGGUUCUGGAAGAGGCGCGGCCAUUCAAAUGCGGACGGUUCAGCCUUUCUGUGUCCGUCCGCCACCCUUACACCUGUUUAGCGGUUCCGUUUUUGGUUUCCCCUCCGUGAGACAGACGGCGCGGUGCGUGUGGUUUCUCUCGCGCGACCCAGAGCCUGCAAAGACGACACUCCGCUGGACUCUGAUCCGACCGACGUUUUACAACUUCAGGAUCCGAGUCGUGUAUAUCUCAUACCUGGAGCCGUUCGCAGCGUCUUGGGUCUCGCCGAAACUCGGAUUUGUGUGUCGGGAGUUCAGCGUGCAUCUGCCGGCCCCCGGAACGGCAACAGGGAAAGCCGACGUGUACUUAAAUUUCCUUUUCGUUAGACACUCAGCUGCGUUUGGCUGAAGCAGUGUAAGUGGGUGGUAGUAGGUGUGCCAGUCGAGGACUGUUUUUUUCAGACGACCUUGAAAGCCGAGACAGCAAAUCGGUGCACAGAGGGGCAGUUUGGACUUCGCAUGCGCGUUCCGCGUUCUUUGAGAUUGGGGAACCAAAGGUGCGAAGGCCCAAAGGGAAGCCCUCACAUUUUUCAGACGGUCGACGGUGUGGGCCAAUGGCCGCACUGCUGCCUUUUGCGCGUCGUCUCCGGUGGACAUGCGUUUCUUUCCCCGCGACAGAGUGCGACUCAGCCGUCUCUCUCGUGUCUCGUAGAGGCGACCGUGAGACGCUCUGUGGUGGAACAUCGAUGAAUCGCGACUUCGCGCUGGCCGGGAGUACCGACAGGGAGCCAUUUCUAGCCGCGAGAUAAAUGCGCAAAAUGCAGUGGGGAACUCGCCCGGCGGGGUCUGCUUGGACCUCGAAUUGUAGAGUCUCUGACACUCUCUGGGUCUGGAGAAAUGGGGAUCUGUCGGGGGGCAGGGUGGCUGGCGAGGUGAGUCUUGUCCCGCGAAGAGAAACACGAAUUUUGAGCGGAAUUUCCGGGCCUGCGAGACCGUGUCUCCGCUCGGAAAAACGCAGGAAACACGGUGCCUUCCACGAGACUGGUGCGGACCGGUCGCGUUUCCGUCAGGUUUCUUCGCGGACGUCUGCGCUGUCUUCAUCCGUUGUCGAGACGUCUCUGUGUCUUUUCCAAGUGCUCGAUCCGCUUCACACGUCAACACGAGCUCGUGAGCGAGCGGCGGUGUUGUAUUCCGAGGCCGUGAGACGCGUGCAGGAGACGAUGGGAAGGAACCAUAUCGCGUGAGACGCAUUUAAAAAUGGAAACGUUUUCUCGCAAAAGACGCGGAGGCGCAGCUUCGAGAAAAGGCCUUUCGUCUUUGGCGGCCAAAGUCACUGAGUCGAGGCGAGAAACGAGGAAAGGGCUCGGCCGCUGUCCCUCGGUUUUUAAAGACUCAAACUCUGGAUGCACGCGUUGUUCCAGGUCC